UCCCGAACGAGAUGCCACAGCCACAAAAUCCCCUCCUCCUCCUCACCAAACCUAACCUUAUCCGUGGCGUGCGUCUUCGCUGCUUGUGGUCUCCCAAAUGGAAUCCUCUUCCUCGUCAUCUGGAGCACGCUCGUCCUCCCAUGGUGGACCUCCUGGCUAUUCUCCGAACCCUUCCCCAAUUCCUUAUCGUGAGCAGCCGCUAGCAUACGAGCCAUCUGAAGAUUGCCCAUGCCACAAGAAAGCGGCGAGAUGGAUCUCCUGGAGCAACGGAAAUCCUGGUCGUAGGUAUCUGACCUGCCACAGAUCUCGGGUCGGAGGUUGCAGGUGGUGGCGAUGGAUUGAUGACCCUACUACGCCCUUUCUUCGCCAACUUUUGGUCGAUCUGCGUGACGCGGUGAACAACCUCCGGAGGGAGAACACUCAGCUCAGAGGAGUAAAUGCAGACCUGGAAAUGGGGAUUGAGGAUCGAAGCACCCAGAAUAAUGCUUUGCGGGAUGCAUUGCGCAAGAUGAAGGAACAGAAUCAGGCUCUUGAAGAGAAGUUGGGUCAAACUGAAGGCCCGCUGAAUGUGAAAAACAAUGGUCAUCAGAAGCGGAUGCUUUUUAGUGUAGUUCUGAUAGUGAUGAUUGUGUUUUUAGUUAGCAAGCUUGCUGCUUAGUAUGAUUAACUUAGAGAUGCACUGCUUCUGCUGUUGUGCUCUGGAUGUGCAAUAUAUUUACUAUUGUGCU
Triticum dicoccoides is the source of this 728-nucleotide messenger RNA. RefSeq lists its product as uncharacterized. The record is from RefSeq and is a predicted model, not a curated record. Bases 98 to 658 code for a protein of 186 amino acids. NCBI's taxonomy places the organism in Eukaryota, Viridiplantae, Streptophyta, Magnoliopsida, Poales, Poaceae. Gene Ontology annotation, molecular function: zinc ion binding. The transcript is spliced from 2 exons.